AACCAACUGUUUUUCUUCAAGCGACAGUGAAUGUUGAUAUUUCCGGAUGGACUGUAUUGACCAGAAAUCAUAUUGAGACAUUCUGGAAUAUUUAUUUUUUACUCAAUGAUAGUGUCUUGUCCCUGCUAGAAGCCACCAGAAAAGUUCCACCCUAGCAGCUCACCUCUCCAUCCUCUGUUCCCUGCCUCUGUGUCUUUGGACCUGGGUAGCCAUGCUGCGGGAGGGGGCCAAAGCCUGGAGCAACGUCUCGGAGGCCUACAGCAGCGAUCCUGAAGAGGAGGAGGAGGAGGACAUGGUAUGUGAGGAAGACGAGGACAGAGAGGAAGAGAUGAUGGACCUGAGUGAGCUGCCCACCGCCCUGUUCGCCUGCAGCGUCCACGAGGUCGUGUUCGAGGAGGACCGCCACCGGCUACGAAAGGGAAUGCCAUCAAUAAAUAUGAAACUGGAGAUGGUGACCAUCAUCGCCUGCGAGGUAGACACAGAGGUGUUUACGUCCGACAAGCUGCAGGAGAGGUUCGAGGCCCUGUUCAGGAUCUAUGACGAACAGACGUCCUUCCAGAUGUUCAAGAGCUUCAGGCGAGUCCGCAUCAGUUUCAGCACUCCGGAGGCGGCCGCCCGCGCUCGCAUCGAGCUCCAUGAGACGGAGUUCAAUGGCAAGCAGCUCAAGCUCUACUUUGCCCAGAUUCAGAAUUCUGGGGAGGAUAUAGACAAGUCGUACCUGGCUCCUCCUGCGCCCGUCAAACAGUUCCUCAUCUCUCCCCCUGCCUCGCCACCCGUGGGCUGGAGCCAGAGUGAAGAUGCAACGCCUGUUAUCAACUAUGACCUGCUGUGCGCGGUGGCCAAGCUGGGCCCAGGGGAGAAGUAUGAACUGCAUGCGGGCACUGAGUCAACCCCCAGCGUUGUGGUGCAUGUAUGCGACAGCGAUGCAGAGGAUGACAACGACGAAGCGCGGCCCAAGCAGAAACAGCAGAUCGUCCAAACCCGGCGCCCCGACGGCCCGUCGCAAGUCCUGAACUAGGACGCCCGUUACGGACCCCACUCCUACGACCCCAACACACACACGCACCAAGCCCUGUCUUCUCUGUCUCAGGAGUAGCACAGCAAGACAACGCCCCUCAUUUCAGUUCAACCCAAAACACACAAACAGCAGACAGUUGGUGGUGUUUGUGGAGGGAGCAUGGCUAUUGGAUGGGAUGAGGCGGCCUGGCCUGUAUGGACGAUGGAGGAUGGAUGAGAUUUACACACACUCAUCACACUCAAAGGAAAGGGAGGGAGGGGUGAGGGUGCCUAACUCUUGACCCCUGACCUCGGAUCAGCCAGGGGCAGUAAUGUAACAACUUGUCCUCCUAAAGCAGGCCCCCUGUCAUAGAUUACACACUCAGCUCUCAUCUGUAGUAGUUUGUCUGUAGUAGUACUUAUUUCCUUCCUGCUUACUGUCACCGGUUAGUUGUGUCACGCAGUGGUCUUUCGGGGACAUGCUAUACCUCUAAUGAGGUUUUGAGUUUUUAAACUUUUUUUAUAUACAUUUGUUCUUCUGAUUGUUUGUCUGUUCUUCUUCUGCUAUUUAUGGUAUCAGCUGAUUGGUUGUUUCUGCUAAUACAGAAUGAGGAUUGGUUGUCUGGUAUUCCUCUUCUUGUCUUCAUGUAUAUAUAAGAACAUACUCCUACAGAGACUCAAACACUAAACUGUUAUAUAAAGCAAAGGAAGGUCACACUAAUUAGCAACAGGUGGCCAUGUGGUAACAUCAAAGUUGUGGUGGUGUUUGCAUUUUAUUUCAUUUUUGGGGAGCGGUCUGCUUAUGUCCUUUUAAUCAGAGAGGUGUCUAUUGAAGCGUUGCUGAACUAGGUGUGCAUUCUUCUUAACAUGUAUUUGAUACCACAAACAAUUGUUCUUUUUUUGCAUGCUUACUAACAUAGUCGGGAGCUGAGGCAUUUUAUACUGGUCAAGAUGACAGGGAAAUGGAAUGAAGCUUUUGAUGACACACAUAUCUCUAGUUUUAUAGUGUCAGGUGAGAGGGGAGAGGCCGGCUGGGUGAGUAAAAAGACAGAGUGAAUGAGACCUUUACAGUGUGAGUAAAAGCCUAAGAGUUGGGCUUUAGAGUAGAAGUAAAGCCUAAGAGUUGGGCUUUAGAGUAGAAGUAAAAGCUAAGAGUUGGGCUUUAGAGUUGAAGUAAAGGCUAAGAGUUGGGCUUUAGAGUUGAAGUAAAGGCUAAGAGUUGGGCUUUAGAGUAGAAGUAAAAGCUAAGAGUUGGGCUUUAGAGUUGAAGUAAAGGCUAAGAGUUGGGCUUUAGAGUUGAAGUAAAGGCUAAGAGUUGGGCUUUAGAGUUGAAGUAAAGGCUAAGAGUUGGGCUUUAGAGUAGAAGUAAAGGCUAAGACUAAUCUCCGACAGGAGUGUUGACAUUGUUUCAGAGGGCAUUUAUUUUUAUUCCAUCUUUCCAGUAAUGUUUUGGGGUCUUUUUAUGAUAUCAACACAGCUUUCUUCUUCUCAGACCUAUAUGGCUUGUUUUACACUGAAAAUCUCUCAAUCUCUGGAGCUAUACUAAAGGAAUGUCCUGAUUUUCCUCUGUCAGCUCUUAAAAUGUAAGACUGCUUCUUCGUUCUUGCUGUAAAUAGCUCAAUAGUCAUUAGGUGGAAAUAGUCCAUGAGGUUUUAAUGAUUGACAUUAAGCGUUGGUGAGAAAUUGAAAAAGUUUCAUUUUCCACCCAGCCUCUGGAGAUAUCAACCAAAGCCUCCAUCUCACCUUGCAGUCACAGCACAAACCUUUGGAAACUCAAGAAACUCAAGAGAAAGUUUUAAAAAAUGUUAUUAAAAAUGAGUUUUAUUGUCACAUGAAAUGUGUUUUACAGGGUCAGCCAUAGUAAUACAGCGCCCCUAGAGCAAAUUACUCUAAUUUGGAAUACUGCUGCAUUAACAGUUGUUACUUUGCUCACAGCAAGUACUUUCUAACUCCCAAAUAAAAUGUAUAAUUCAUUUACUGUGCUUUUAGUCAUUCAUUUGAAUCCUAUCCUAAAUAUCUCAGGAGUAAAUUUAAGAGUAACUUUUACCAGAAUGAUAGAUGUUUCUCCUGACCAUGCACUUUGAAUAACAACAAGCAUAAAAUGUCAACUAUAAUGUGUCUGUUAUUGGUCUGUCUGCAUGCGAGCACUUUAUUGUCAGCAGUCUUUUUCUUCUCACUGUAAAGGCAGUCUUUUUUUCUUCUCACUAUAAAGGCAGUCUUUUUUUCUUCUCACUGUAAAGGCAGUCUUUUUUUCUUCUCACUGUAAAGGCAGUCUUUUUUUCUUCUCACUAUAAAGGCAGUCUUUUUUUCUUCUCACUGUAAAGGCAGUCUUUGUUCUUCUCACUGUAAAGGCAGUCUUUUUUUCUUCUCGCUGUAAAGGCAGUCUUUUUUCUUCUCACUGUAAAGGCAGUCAUUUUUCUUCUCACUGUAAAGGCAGUUUUUUUUUCACUGUAAAGGCAGUCUUUUUUUCUUCUCAUUGUAGAGGCAGUCUUGCUAGAGAGAAUGUUCUGUAUUUCUUUUGUUAUUUUUUUAAUCUUCUGUUUUUCAAGAUGAACACCUGGGUAGCCUUCUCACUAGCAGAGCAGCGUGAGUUUAACACUCAACAUCUCUUGCUACUGGGGUUUUGAAGGCUCGGAGGCCUUUGGAUAUAUGUGCAGGAGUGUACUACUGAAUAGGUGUGGUAGGAAGAACAGGAAAAUGUGUCUUUUGAGAUGAUGGUUGAUUGCAACCACAGAACAAAUGUGUGUUUUUGUUAGUGUUUGUCCCUGGAACAUCAUUUCAAGUGCAAGCUUUGUCCUUUCAGAGGUGACUUCUAAAAACCAAGCAGCCAGCGAGUGUUGAAACACAAUGCAAUGGCACAGAAUCUUUCUAGUUGUGCUGACUGGUGAUAAUAUUGCUGAUUGAUGACUAAGAUAAUGAUUAUUGUUGACGAGGCUGAUCUGAUGUUUUCUACCGACUGCUGUCUCUGAAACUGGGAGCAUGUUGGGUCACAGGCGAAACGAGAAACAUUUAUAGUGAUUUUGUUGCCGACACCAGUUCCAGUAUGCGGCUAAAAAAAUGUUGGCUUCUAAUUUUAUGUUGAUGUAAAGAUAAAAAAAUGAAUAAAAAGUUCUGAAAUGCUCGAUCAAAUCAAUUCUUAUUGUGUCGUGUUAAAAAUUGACUCAAUGUUGGUUUUUUUGGAACGUCUACAAAACAAAACGGUCAAUACUGUCCAUUACUGUUGUAUACUGUUCUGUUGAAAUCUGAAUAUUAUGUCUAGUACUGUAGUUAUCCAGAAAACGAAGUAGCAAUCAAGCAAUAAUUUACAGUUAUAUACAGGUAUCUGUAUUUUAUGUUGUGUACAAAUUUCCAGAGUUUGUUGUCUCUGACUGUUACAACAGUACUUGCUUAUACUUGCUUAUAUUUGUGUGGUAUGACGGUCAUCCGUUUCACAUGAGAAAUACAUAAAGAACUAUUCUUAAAGA
This is a messenger RNA of Oncorhynchus masou masou (cherry salmon), 4460 nucleotides long. Its product is annotated as calcipressin-2-like. Gene Ontology annotation, molecular function: nucleic acid binding; calcium-dependent protein serine/threonine phosphatase regulator activity. Lineage: Eukaryota; Metazoa; Chordata; Actinopteri; Salmoniformes; Salmonidae. Bases 212 to 1018 code for a protein of 268 amino acids. Gene Ontology annotation, biological process: calcium-mediated signaling. The record is from RefSeq and is a predicted model, not a curated record. Gene Ontology annotation, cellular component: cytoplasm; nucleus. The transcript is spliced from 6 exons.